AUGCUGUCUCAGGAAUUCGAACGAAUCCGUCGGCACCACGAGGCAUUUUCAUUUCCAUCUGACGCCUGGAACGUAUGGAACACUGGUGAAUUGGCACCAGAGGCGCGAGCCUGCAUGAUCCUCAAUCGAUUCUCUCGGGAUCUUGGUGUGAUGUAUGCGUCCCCGUCGUGCGAGUUCAUCUUGCAGGUUGACCCCGAGGAGAUUGUCGGUAAGCCCUUCUUGUUGUUUAUUCGAGCCGACGAUCUGGCGGCGUUUGUUCAGCAGGCGGACAUUGCAAAGUCGUCGACGGUGAUGACGCAUAUGCGGUUCUGGUUCCAGUCGCCCAAUUGCCCACACGAGGUCCCCAUCGAGGCCAUGUUGUUUGGAUGCGCGGAUGGAAUGGUUGCGAUCCUGAGACACUCUCGGCCCUUUACCAGGAAACGGUUGAUCGGGAGCACGGAGCAUUUUGAAUUUGUAAGGACGAGAGGAGUAUUGCCACUUUCAUCCUCAUUAGGAUCGACCAGCAGUAGCUCUUUGCCAUAUGGGUCCUCUUCAGCGUCGUCGGUCAGCCCUUCGCCACCUAAUGUCCAUGUGCCCAACCUUGUUUCCAGACGCGAUGAUGACCCAAAGGAUUUCCGACUGCCACGAGUAGGGAUGCGCUCGGUGCCGAUGGGAAGUAUCGAAAACAUUCAGGGCCUUGAGCGAGAUCAGAGUCGGUUCCGGCCAUUGACGACUGUCCAAUUGAGCGAUUCGACGUUUGAGGCUUUACCUCGUGGAUAUCAACUUCGGGAGGUUGUUCAGAUCGAUUCUGAUGAGGAUGAUGAUGAUGAGGGGGAGGAGGAGAGUGUGUUCCGGCAGUCGGAUGAUGAAGAGAGUAGUUACUACGAUGAUGAAGAGGACCGGUUGGAGUUUGAUGAUGGUGAAGAUGAAGGUGGGGAGCAUGAGGAAGUGUUUGAGCAGAUGGAAAACUUUAGCGUCGUCCCCGCCACCCCUGAGCAUUUGUAG
This is a messenger RNA of Linnemannia hyalina, 984 nucleotides long. Lineage: Eukaryota; Fungi; Mortierellomycota; Mortierellomycetes; Mortierellales; Mortierellaceae. The record is from the annotation of a GenBank genome assembly.